Xylaria bambusicola is the source of this 1507-nucleotide messenger RNA. Its product is annotated as TLD-domain-containing protein. Lineage: Eukaryota; Fungi; Ascomycota; Sordariomycetes; Xylariales; Xylariaceae. Gene Ontology annotation, biological process: response to oxidative stress. The transcript has 2 exons. Gene Ontology annotation, cellular component: nucleus. The record is from RefSeq and is a predicted model, not a curated record. Bases 157 to 1323 code for a protein of 388 amino acids.
UGACUGCCCGAAGCACUGCGAAAGUUAUUCAAUAGGAAAGCGAACAGGCUAGGAAGGAGGGGUCCUCAACCUCCUCGUGCCGCUCCAAACACCCUCUCCAAUCUCUCUAAUCUCGCAAUCGAGUCUGCUUGAUGACAGCCGUGUCAGCCAGUUAUCAUGGAGCGUCGCGAAACAGGCAAUCUAAUCGAUCUCGACGAUGAUGACGAGUUUUCCGAAUUUCAAGAAGCGCCCGAGACCUCAACGCCGCCCUCGUCUGCCCUCCCACCACACACCGACCCUGCAUUGACAUCAAGUCCCCGACCGGAGCCACGACCGUCCCAGCGGUCACCGCCACCCCCUCUAUCGCCCUCUACCACUUCCUCGGGGUACGGCAUAGGCUCUGCAGUCUGGGGCCUCCUCCGCCGCAUCUCGACGGUGGAUAACCCGCCCACAACACCGCCGGGCGUUUCGCAGCUCUACAACAGCAAUGCCAACUCACUGGGGAUGGUUCCAGGCGCCGGUGGGGACGGGAUAAACGGUGCCUUCACACCGCCUAGACGGACGGCAACACCACGGGGUCUACCGUCCCUCGACCCGAUCAACUUGUACGGGUACCGCGCGGACACGGACCCCGACGAGCGGCUCCUGGCGCGCGGUGUGGCCGAGGAGAUUCGUACAUUCUUGCCGGAGCGCUUGAAGAUCAUGGAGGAUUGGCGCCUUGUGUAUAGCCUGUACCAAAAUGGGAGCUCCCUUGCCACGCUAUACCAACUAUGCGAAAAAUAUCGCGGGGUUCGGGCUGGAUUCGUGCUCGUUGUGAGGGACGGCAAGGACGGGAUCUUUGGUGCAUAUCUUACUGAAGCACCACAUCCAGCGGCGUCUUACUACGGCACAGGAGAAUGUUUUCUAUGGCGUGCUAGUCUUCACGCGCCUUUACCGCCCCCGCCAUCUGCCGACACCACGAACUUGAACUACCGGACGACGACUAUAGCAUCGUCUACAGCACGCGCUCCGAGCGGCUCCUCCAGUAGCGGCGCGGAUCGUCUAACCCCCGGUGCCGUCGACCCAGAGAACAUUAAACGCGUACCAUCACCCGUGGCGGCAACCCAGAGCGUCCGUUUCCAGACCUUCGCGUAUACUGGUGCCAAUGAUUAUUGCAUGUUUUGCGAGACUAAAUUUCUGAGCGUUGGUGGCGGGCAUGGGGGAACAUUCGGGCUGUGGCUAGACGACAGUCUCAGCCGGGGCCAUAGCGCCGAAUGCGAUACGUUCCUGAAUCAACCACUCAGUGAGGAGGGAGAAAAAUUUGACAUACUCGGUGUUGAGUUAUGGGUCGUAGGUGCUAGCUAAGGACUCGGUGACACGAGUGAGCUUGAAGUGGAUGAAGGGGACGAGCUCGAGAUACGAUGCCGAGAAAGAAAUGAUGAGGAAGAUUGAUCGAAUUACUAUGGGAUAGAUUGGAAGGAGAACUAAUUAGGACUCUAAGCUGGACAACGGGCGAAAAUCGAAACAAGUCUUUAGAAUUUCGCAAGAC